Messenger RNA from Episyrphus balteatus (marmalade hoverfly), 402 nucleotides. RefSeq names its product pupal cuticle protein Edg-78E-like. The transcript is spliced from 2 exons. The coding region runs from base 19 to 384 and encodes 121 amino acids. The record is from RefSeq and is a predicted model, not a curated record. Gene Ontology annotation, molecular function: structural constituent of chitin-based larval cuticle. Lineage: Eukaryota; Metazoa; Arthropoda; Insecta; Diptera; Syrphidae. Gene Ontology annotation, cellular component: chitin-based extracellular matrix.
UCAACAACCUAAAUCAAUAUGUUCAAAUUCAUCGCUCUUGUUGCCCUUUUCGGUUUGGCUACUGCUGCUCGUUUGGAAGUCGACCCAGCUGCCCAAGAUUUCAAAAUCAUUGAGAACGACAUCACUCCCGAAGGUACUUUCCGUUAUGCUUUCACAACUGGCAACGGAAUCCAAGCCAAAUCAUCUGGUGAUGCCAAUGUGAUCACAGGAGCCUUCAAAUAUGUUUCACCCGAAGGACAAACCGUUGUUAUGACCUACACCGCUGAUGCUGAUGGUUACCAUCCAGCUGGAGAUCUUUUGCCAACUCCACCACCAGUGCCAGAGGCUAUCCUCCGCUCUCUAGCAUACAACUUGGCUCAUCCACAAAAGGAAUCUAAAUUGUAAAUUUAGCAAUGAAAUUUG